UGGAUGUGGUCCUCUUUCUUCCUCUAUCUCACAUAAGCUUCAUUUUUCUGCUAAUAUUUUCCAUUCUUUUUUUUAAGAUAAUAACUCUCCCUUUAACUCGUUGUGAGGUAAACUUCACACUUUGAGUCUUGAAUUGAACUCCUUUGUGUUUUUUGUAGAUUGAUUCAAUGGCUUCAGUAAUGCUCAGUGGAACUGAAAAGCUUACUCUCUUCAAUUUCAGAACCCUAAACGGAAACGCGUUGGGUUUCACCGGUUCCGACUUGCACGGUAAGGGCUUUCCCAAAAUGAGUUUAGUGGGUAAUACGAGAAAUAGGUUUCCCAAUUCUAGGAACACAGUGGGACCCACUUGUAGUGUCUCUGCUUCGAGGCCAACCUCGCAGCCAAGGUUCAUACAGCACAAGAAAGAGGCGUUUUGGUUCUACAGGUUCCUCUCAAUUGUGUAUGACCAUGUCAUAAACCCUGGCCAUUGGACUGAGGAUAUGAGGGAUGAAGCUCUUGAACCUGCUGAUCUCAGUGAUCGGAACAUGAUUGUUGUGGAUGUUGGUGGUGGCACGGGUUUCACCACAUUGGGUAUUGUUAAACAUGUGGAUGCAAAGAAUGUCACCAUUCUUGAUCAGUCUCCUCAUCAGCUUGCUAAGGCCAAGCAGAAGGAACCGUUGAAAGAAUGCAAGAUAAUUGAAGGGGAUGCCGAAGAUCUUCCCUUUCGAACUGAUUAUGCCGAUAGAUAUGUUUCCGCUGGAAGUAUUGAAUACUGGCCGGAUCCGCAGCGUGGCAUCAAGGAAGCGUACAGGGUCUUGAAACUUGGAGGCAAAGCGUGUUUGAUUGGCCCGGUUUACCCAACAUUUUGGUUGUCACGUUUCUUUGCAGAUGUUUGGAUGCUUUUCCCCAAGGAGGAAGAGUAUAUUGAGUGGUUUGAAAAGGCAGGAUUUAAGGAUGUCCAACUAAAAAGGAUUGGACCAAAAUGGUAUCGUGGGGUUCGCCGUCAUGGCUUGAUUAUGGGUUGUUCAGUGACUGGUGUUAAGCCUGCUUCUGGAGAUUCUCCUUUGCAGGCUGUUGUGCACUUGUGCUUAAAAGACGACUGGUCAUAUCCUGAUAUGGAAAUAAUAUAUAACAUGGAAACAGUUGACUGUUGAGAAGUGUCAAUGAACCGAAAUGAAAGGUGAAAAGAAAAUAACUACACACUCGGUCCAAAGGAAGAAGAUGUUCAAAAGCCUGUGAAUCCUUUUGUCUUCUUACUGCGCUUCGUUUUGGGUGCCUUGGCAGCUACAUGGUUUGUAUUGGUUCCUAUUUACAUGUGGCUCAAAGAUCAAAUUGUUCCCAAAGGUCAGCCAAUCUGAGAGAUAUUUGUUGUUAGUAAACCUUCUGAUACUAUCAGUUUCUUGUUCAAAAUUUCAUAAAAUGUACUAUUAUUAUGCACGCAAUUGAGAAAUAUCUUUUAAUAUCAAACCUCAGUUAGUUUGCUGCCAAAUUGAGCUCAGUUUUUCUGUGGAUUUUUGCUAUGAUAAUUUUGAGUGGGAGGGCCUAAUGCAAUGUAACCAUUUUACACGUCUACAUGUUAUUUCGUUCUGUGUCCAUCAGCAUUCGUCAGUUAUAAGAGGUCAACUAUUCCAACAUUACUGUAUGUAAUGAUCAUAUAAGGACAUCGUUAAACUGCGAUGG
This is a messenger RNA of Abrus precatorius (Indian licorice), 1659 nucleotides long. Its product is annotated as 2-methyl-6-phytyl-1,4-hydroquinone methyltransferase, chloroplastic. Gene Ontology annotation, molecular function: 2-methyl-6-phytyl-1,4-benzoquinone methyltransferase activity. Gene Ontology annotation, biological process: methylation. NCBI's taxonomy places the organism in Eukaryota, Viridiplantae, Streptophyta, Magnoliopsida, Fabales, Fabaceae. The record is from RefSeq and is a predicted model, not a curated record. The transcript has 4 exons. Bases 168 to 1133 code for a protein of 321 amino acids.